Myzus persicae (green peach aphid) is the source of this 1343-nucleotide messenger RNA. RefSeq lists its product as uncharacterized. Lineage: Eukaryota; Metazoa; Arthropoda; Insecta; Hemiptera; Aphididae. The transcript is spliced from 3 exons. The record is from RefSeq and is a predicted model, not a curated record. The coding region runs from base 578 to 1093 and encodes 171 amino acids.
UAUGAAAUUGACAUUAAAUUAAUAUAAUGCUUUUGGGUUAUAAAAAUAAAAGUUUAUAAUAUUGUCGCAAUUGCUGCUGUAGGUGACAUUCGUCACAGGUUAUGAAAAACAAUUAACAUAAAAACAAAUGUUUUACUCUAUUAUAUUUUGUAUGUUGUAUCAAAAAAUUAUUAUUUUGUACCUACUAAAUACAGAAUGUCAAAUAUAUGACCAUUAAACACUAUAUAGCUAUUGGUGGGUACCUAACAGGAAACAGGAAAUCCGAUAGCAGAUGGCAGUUGGGCAGUAAAUUACUACCUACCUAUUGUGUUACCUUCAGUAUUACGGGUGACAGGUGAAUUCAUUCGUGCGUUGACUCUUGAGUGUUAGGAUGUGUAAUACUAAACUAUAAUAUUAGUUUUCGAAUUUAUUCAUCGUAGGUGUUUUCUAGUUUCGAUGCAAAUGCUUGAUGUUUCAUACCUCGUACAAUGACGUUUUGAGUGUCUUAUAAAUUAUAAUUAUUACUUUCAAAAUCACGUACCCCUAUUAUAAUAAUAGCAUUAUUGUUUAUACAUUAUUUCUACAUUUACUGUCCGUGAUGGACGAAGACAUACGAUAUCAACGCCUUCCCCAAUCGUUCUCGGUUAGGGAACUCGGAUCUUCCGAGGCCAGAGGUUUAUGGGGAAUUAAACACACGCGGAAACCAGUUGAUCUGAUGGUAGCAAAAGCUAAGAGUUCGUCAACACCCUUACAGCCACAAGUUGAACUACGAAUCACUGAGGACGGAUGUGAAAUUAUCGGAGACAAAUUUAAAAAAGUUUUUCCCAUUCACACAGUUUCUUACGGCGUUCAAGAUUUGGUGUACACAAGAGUUUUCUGCAUGAUAGUCGUUAAAGAACAAAUUAGUGCGGACAGAAAACCAUUCGAUUGUGUGGCGUUUGUCUGUGAGAGCCGUCAAGCUGCAAGAAAUUUGACCUAUACAUUAGCUACGGCGUUUCAAGCAUAUAGCAGGAAAGUACGUAGUACUGGAACAUCUAAAUCUCGCUUUGCCAUUGAUUUAAGAACUGCUGAUGAACUAGAAAUGGAUCUUAGGAAAGUUGACUCUGAGGCAUAAUAUUGUCAAUUGUCAUAUUUAUUGUUUUAUUUUAAGAUAAAGGGAUUAUAUAAUCAUGUUUAUUAUAUAGGCUUAUGGAUUGUAUAGAUUGUAAUAUGAUUUAAAACAAAAAAUGCUUUUAUAGUUGAUGUUAUAAUUUUUUAACUCAAGAUUUUAUUAGGAUUUUCUAGCAACCUUUUACUUGUGUAUUUUAUUUUUCAACACGAUUACAAAUAUAAUAAUUGUGAUGUUUAAUAAAUUUUUAAUUAAA